This is a messenger RNA of Gossypium arboreum, 3124 nucleotides long. RefSeq lists its product as uncharacterized. NCBI's taxonomy places the organism in Eukaryota, Viridiplantae, Streptophyta, Magnoliopsida, Malvales, Malvaceae. The coding region runs from base 724 to 1839 and encodes 371 amino acids. The record is from RefSeq and is a predicted model, not a curated record. The transcript is spliced from 9 exons. Gene Ontology annotation, cellular component: nucleus; cytoplasm.
GCCCAUAGUUCUAAUUCAACUACCAUUGCGCUGAUUUUUGUCAUGGAAGUUGUACAAAGAAAAAAGAGAGAGAGAGAGAGAGUAGAAGUUGCAAAUAGAACCUUUAUCUUUAAUAUCAGGCGAGAAAAGGAGAAUAUAGGAAUUUGCCUGAUGCUGAAGAACAAUCAAGAAAUGAGAUCCGGAAGUGGGGGAAUCCCUACAAAUCCUGCUGAAAAUCAUCAACAAUUGAAUGACGAUGAUGAUGAUGGAAGUGAACACUAGAAUAUGACCAUAAAUCAGCUUCAUUAAUUGUAAUUGUUUUUUUUUUUUGAUCCUCCAUUGUUUUUGCUUCCUUUUUUUUUUUUUGGGGGGGGGGUAAUCUGCUGUGUUUUUGCUGUUGGUGGAAUCUUUGCUAUAAACUCAUCAUGGUUAAUCAAUUCGGAUAAUUGAAACAAUUUCGUCUAUUGAAAGGUUUGGAAAUUUACUUAAUCAAUCCAGAAUUCGAGAUGAAUAAGAAAUCUAUAUCCAAGCCUACUUGCUUCUCUAAAAUUAUUUAUUAAAAUGAAUUACAGUUAUUUGUACAUACUAACUAAUAUUUCUCAAAAGUAACAUAUAUUUUUGGCUAUUUAAAUUUGUAGAACUCUUUUAAGUACAAUUUAAAAAAAAAAAAAAGCUUCCAUUUUUAGGGUUUAUAAAGGGUAUAGGGUUUUAGUUGAGUGGCGAAAAUUGGGAAUUCAAGAAGGUAUGUGGGCAAUUACAAGAGGAGGGUUUUACCGGAAACUUCUCAACUUUCCCAAAACCAUCGCCCGCCCUCUCAUGGGUACCUCCAAUCUCAUUAGGGUGUCUUCCCUGGCUUACUCCACUGGCUCCCCCAACGAUGUGCCUUCUAAGCGCGUUGGCACUCACAGCGGCAGCUUUCACUGUGACGAGGCUCUUGGCUGCUUCAUGAUUUGUCUCACUAACAAGUUCUCCAACUCCGAGAUUGUCCGUACCAGAGACCCCAAGGUAUUGGAGGGUUUUGAUGCUGUGCUUGAUGUUGGAGGCGUAUAUGAUCCAAGUCGUGAUCGGUAUGAUCAUCACCAGAAAGGAUUUGAGGAGGUCUUCGGCCAUGGAUUUAAUACAAAGCUUAGCAGUGCCGGGCUUGUUUAUAAGCAUUUCGGCAAAGAGAUAAUAGCUAAAGAGCUUCAACUCGGUGAAGACCACCCAGAUGUGCAAAGAUUGUUUCUGGCCCUUUACAAAAACUUCAUGGAGGCAAUUGAUGCGAUUGACAAUGGAAUCAACCAGUUUGAUACCGACAAGCCUCCGAGAUAUGUGAACAAUACCAACUUAUCCUCUAGGGUUGGAAGAUUAAAUUUAGACUGGAUGGAUCACAAUCAAUCACCUGAGAAAGAGAAUGAGGCUUUCCAACAAGCAAUGGCUGUAGCUGGUAGUGAGUUCUUAGAUAGUGUCCGGUUUCAUGCAAAAUCUUGGUUACCAGCAAGGUCAAUUGUGAUGGAGUGUAUUGCAGAUAGAUAUGAUACAGACCCUAGCGGUGAAAUUAUGGUUUUUAAAAGGUUUACCCCUUGGAAGCUUCACAUAUUUGAGCUCGAGGAAGAGAUGAAGGUUGAUCCUCCUAUUAAGUACGUUCUUUAUGAGGAUGAUAGGGGCAAACGAUGGCGAGUUCAGGCAGUAGCAAUAUCUCCUGAUAGAUUUGAGAGCCGAAAGCCUCUCCCAGCUCAAUGGCGAGGCUUGACAGAUGAUGAACUCUCAAAGGAGGCUGGCAUUCCGGGCUGUAUCUUCGUCCACAUUAGCGGGUUUACUGGUGGAAAUCAAACUUAUGAGGGUGCUCUAGCUAUGGCAAGAACAGCUCUGAAGAUAUGAUCAAUCUAGGGAGAUUGAUUCCAUUUGGGUAUUUCAGUCACUCAACACGGUAUCUUAUCGCCUCACACGCAACAGAUUAUCAGCUUCGACAUGCUGGUGGUCGUGAAGUCUCAAACAUGCGCAAAGUCCAAAUAUUUGGAAUCAAUGCUGAUCGUUUUACUGUGAAGGAAUUCAUGUCUGAUCUCUACUGCUAGCUUUCGUUAUUUGUUAUUCCGGUAUAAUUUUAUAAAUAUCCCAAUACAGAUAAUGAAACUGAGAAGGGCAUUGAUCUUAUUCUUCUAUAAUGAAAUACUGUAACAUCCACUUUUCUUUAUCUAUGUAGCAUGCCUAAAUUGCAUGAAAUGUGGCAUGGGACAAAUAUAUGAAUAUAAUUGAUUAAUAUGCAAAGGGUUUUGGUGUGCAUAAAAAAGGUUUUAAAAAAAGGGAAAAGAGACUAAGAAGAACAGAGAAGAAAGGAAGCAGAAAUUUUUUGAAGUUAAAUUUAGGUUUUUCUAUCACCUAGUGUGGUAAGUUUUAUGAUUUUAUUAUUAUCUUUCGUACAUGGUAAAGAAAAACUCAAAACUCUAACACCCUGUUUGGUUCAAUGUAAUGGAAUAGCCAUUACAAUUCAAUUCCAUGGGCCCACCAUAAACCCUUGUUUGGUUCACUGAAAUGUCUAUUACGGAUGCUGCUGUUUAGUUUUUUAUUCCCACUAAACACUGAAUAGAGGUUGAAUAGCAUUCUUUGCCUCACCCUCUGAAUGGCCAUUCAGAGCACGCGAUUGCUGCAAGAGGGAUGGAGACUUUGAGGCCUGCUUUAUAAAGGCUAUACAUGACAAGGGCUUCUGCAUAUAGAGAUGCUCUUAAGAGUUUCAUAGAAGGAUAUCAAGAAGGUAUCCAGCAGAUCAUGGGUAAAAAGGAAGAUUCUUCUAAAGCACAGCAAGAAGGCAAUACUGAUAAAAAUUCAACUUGAUAGCUGAUAAGUGCAUAAUUGGAGAUGCAUGUGAGUACUUCUCCAGCAUACCUAUUGUAGAUACAAGUUUAGAGAUUUGGUGGAGCUGGGUUGGCAUGAAAUCACAAGAAUGAUAUAUGUCCUGAGAAUUUUCCUGUAUUGAGAAAGUGACCUUUAGAAACUACAAAUAUAAUGGGAAUCUCCAUUGACAAUGGUGAUGCUCUUUCAUCCUUGUCAUUUCAUAUUUAUUAAUUUUUGUUAUAGUUUUAGUAUUCAACGUGCUUGAGCUUGGAGAAAUGUAAAAGAACCUUAAUGCUUUAUGUCUUUGUUAAGUGCAACUGAAGAAUUACUUAGA